This is a messenger RNA of Bradysia coprophila, 1716 nucleotides long. Its product is annotated as vitamin D3 hydroxylase-associated protein-like. The record is from RefSeq and is a predicted model, not a curated record. Gene Ontology annotation, molecular function: amidase activity; fatty acid amide hydrolase activity. Lineage: Eukaryota; Metazoa; Arthropoda; Insecta; Diptera; Sciaridae. Gene Ontology annotation, biological process: fatty acid catabolic process.
AUGUAUCCUCUACUUCGGUUAGUUGUUUAUUGGCUAAUUUUACCAACUUUCGGAAUUUCUCAAGAAUCUGAUCUAAGACAAAUAUCUUUACCGUUUCAGGAAGACGCUCGAAUCAAGAAAGCAAUUCAGAUACGACAGUCUCAACGCAGUGAAACAUUCAGACAAAUAAGACAAAGUUACACUUUGGACGAGGCAGCUAAUGAAAUACUUAAACUACCAGCGAAGGAUUUGAUAGAAAAACUACAAUUGCGAAGCUUAAACGCAACACAGGUCCUCCAAGCAUACAUGGCAAAAGCAAUCACCGUCCAAGAUAAAUUCAACUGUAUAACAGAGUUUGUACCAUUCGCUUUGGAAAGAGCACAAAACUUGGAUAAACUGAAUGCUGUCCGUGGACCAUUACAUGGCAUACCUGUUUGUGUGAAGGACGAUCACGAUGUCAUCGUGGACACGACAAUGGGCUUAGGGAAAAAUCUAAAUAUGCCAGCAUCGUCGAACAGUGUUCUCACCCAGACGUUGUUCGACUUAGGUGCUGUCAUAUUUUGCAAAACCAAUAUUCCGCAAACAGUUUUUCGAUAUUCAAGCGACAAUCCUAUCUACGGUGAAACACUCCACUAUCGGAACGAAAAACUUGCUCCUGGUGGUUCGAGCAGUGGUACAGCAUCGCUUCUUGCCGGAGGUGGGGCCGUGUUUGCAACUGGCACUGACGUAGCCGGUUCUGUUAGAAUUCCUUCACAUUUUAGUAAACUUUGUACUAUAAAACCAACUCAAAAGCGGCUUAGUGACAAAGGCAUAAAGCAAACGAUUCCAAAACUCAUCGGAGGCGGGUAUAAAGCCCUUCUUAGCAACAAUCUGCAAAAUACUUACGAUUCUAAUGCGGUUCCGAUUCCAUGGAACGACGAGUUAUUCGAGUCGAAAUCACCGUUAAAAUUUGGUUAUUAUACGUCUCUAUCAUUCUUCCCUGCAAUCGGUGACACAAUCUCAACUGUUUUGAAUGCUAAAAAAGAAUUCGAGAGCUUGGGACAUACAUUUGUGCCAUUUAAAAUUGAAAACGACUGGGACAUUGUGAAGCUGAUGUACAAUGUUGUUGGAGUAGACUAUGGUAUCGAUUCGCAUUUGAACCAAUUAUUCUCUAAUGAGCCUCCAGCCAGAGGAUUGGAAAUGAUACGAUCUUUAUGUGGACAACCUGACUGGAAAAGGUGGAUAGAUUAUCAACUUAGCAACGCUACAAAAUUAGGUAGUCAGGACUACUCAGCAAGAACUGCUCUUUUCUUACAAUCCGGAAUUCAUCAGAGUCGGGACCGAGAUGUUUGGGACUUAAUCUACCAGAGAGAUCAACUAAUCUCAAAAUUAUUGACUCAAAUGCAAGAUGAUAAUUUGGACUUGAUUUUAGCUCCAGUUUUUCCUUUUGCUGCCUGUCGCAUCAAUGAUACAGAACCACUAUUCGGAGCUACAGAAUACACGAUGAUUUGGAAUUUUGUUGAUUUUCCUGCUGGUGUUAUUCCUUUCGGCAUUGAAACUGGACAAAAUAUCGACCACUAUGACGAUGCAGGUGAUGCUGUACUAAGAUUGGCGAAAGAGUCAACAAAAGAUUCAAUUGGUUCGCCUAUUGGUAUCCAGAUAAUUGGGAAACCGUUCAAGGAGGAGCAAGUGCUACGAGCUUUGAAUGAGUUGUUCAACAAAAUAGAUUCGAAAAAAUAAAUUUUUAUUCAAAUUCAA